AUGUCUAAAGCAACGAUGAAUCUACGAUCAAAUGACAAUGCAUCUAAACGUGUUUCUGUUGUGGAUUCCGUUGACAAAGCAAUAACUGAGCAAGGAUGGGGGCCUGCUGCACUGUACGUUUUUGAAGUCAAAAGCAAUUUAAAGUUAUCGCUUGUACUUCGGAUAUCCGGUGCUGUCGUGGAUCUUAUGGACAUUCAGGGAUCAUCUGUUCUUGUCACGUUUGAAGAUGGAUGGGACAUUACUACACAAAACACGGAAUCACUUUAUCAUGCUGUACACGAAGUCGUGGAUCUAAUGGUGUCUGAUUAUUCCUGGCAGUUUUUACUGAAAAAAACUGGAAAAAUAACAAUGCGAAGAUUUUUGAAAAUUAAUACCAAAAAUAUUUUAAAAGAAUCCGAUGAUGAUAUUGCAACCGCAAACAAUUUAUGCGACCGUGGUAAAAGGUAUCUUGAAAUAGGAGAGUUCGACAAAGCAAAACAGUAUUUACAAAAAUCUCUUAAAAUUUAUGAAAAUUUAUAUGGUUUAGCAAAUGUUCACGUUGCUACUGUUUUAGUAAAUCUUCGUGACGUGUGUUAUAAGACUGGAGAUUAUGACCAAGCAAAAGAGUUUUGUGAAAACGCUCUAAUAAUUCGAGAAAAGUUGUUAGGUCCGGAUCAUGUUGAUGUCGCUCAGACUUUAAUAAAUCUCGGUGUGGUGUUUCAUCAUAAUAGAGAAUAUGACAAAGCCCGAGAGCUUUAUGAAAGAGCUCUGAAAAUUCAAGAAAAAUCACGAGAUCAUGCUAGUGUCGUCUAUACUUUAAACAAUAUUGGUGAGGUUAAUUAUCACACUGGAGAAUAUGAUAAAGCCCAAGAGUUAUAUGAACAAGCUCUACAAAUUCAUAACAAAUUGCCAAGCCCAGAUCAUGUUUUGGUUACUUCGACUUUAAACAGUCUUGCCCAAGAGUUUUACGAAAAUGCUUUAAAAAUUCAUGAAAAAAUUCCCGGACCAUAUAAUGUUGGUUGCGCUUCAAUUUUAAACAAUCUUGGUGAGGUGUAUGAGCAUAUCGGAAAAUAUGACAGAGCAAAAAAGCUUUACGAAAAAGCUUUAAAAAUUGAAGAAAAUUCGUUAAGUCCAAGCCCAGUUUCUAUUGACAAGGCAACUAUUUUACACAACCUUGGGAAGAUCUUUAAUCUUACAGGAGAUUAUGAGAAAGCUAAAGAAUUUUAUGAAAGAACUCUGAAAAUUCAAGAAGAAUCGUUAGGAACAGAUCAUGUUGAUGUCGCUAAAACUUUAAUAGAUCUCGGUCCAGAUCAUGCUGAUGUUGCUUUUCUUUUAAGAAGUCUUGGUUUAAUGUAUCAAAAGUCUGGAGAUUAUGACAAAGCUAAAGAACUUUAUGACAAAUCUCUAAAAAUUGAAGAAAAGUUAUUUGGGUCAGAAAAUGUUAGUGUUGCUACUGUUUUAGUAGAUCUUCGUGACGUGUGUUAUAAGACUGGAGAUUAUGACCAAGCGAAAGAAUUUUGUGAAAACGCUCUAAGAAUUCGAGAAAAGUUGUUAGGUCCGGAUCAUGUUGAUGUCGCUAACACUUUAAUAAGUCUGGGCAAUCUUGGUGAGGUUAAUUAUCAUACUGGAGAAUAUGAUAAAGCCCAAGAUUUAUAUGAACAAGCUCUACAAAUUCAUAACAAAUUGCCAAGCCCAGAUCAUGUUUUGGUUACUUCGACUUUAAACAGUCUUGGUGAGGUGUAUGAUCAUAAAAGAGAAUACGACAAAGCUAAAGAGUUCUAUGAAAAAGCUCAUGAAACUAAAAAAAAAUCAAAACGUUCAAGUUAUACUGAUGAUGCCACGAUUUUAAACAAUCUUGGUGUGAUGUAUUUCCAUACUGGAGAAUAUGACAGAGCUAAAGAAUUUUAUGAAAAAGCUCUAGAAUAUCGCAGGAAUCAUCCAGGUCCACAUAAUGCUGAUGCUGCCACAAUUUUAAACAAUCUUGGGAAGGUGUAUGAUCAUACUGGAAAAUAUGAUGCAGCUCAAGAGUUUUACGAAAAUGCUUUAAAUAUUCAUGAAAAAUUUCCAGGACCAUAUAAUGUUGAUUGCGCUUCAAUUUUAAACAAUCUUGGUGAGGUGUAUGAGCAUAUUGGAAAAUAUGACAGAGCAAAAGAGCUUUACGAAAAAGCUUUAAAAAUUCCAAAAAAUUCGUUAAGUCCAAGCCUAGUUUCUAUUGACAAGGCUACUAUUUUACACAACCUUGGGAAGAUCUUUAAUCUUACAGGAGAUUAUGAGAAAGCUAAAGAAUUUUAUGAAAGAACUCUGAAAAUUCAAGAAGAAUCGUUAGGAGCAGAUCAUGUUGAUGUUGCUAAAACUUUAAUAGAUCUCAGUGUGGUGUAUCAUCAUAUUAGAGAAUAUGACAAAGCAAAAAAGUUUAAUGAAAAAGGUCGAAAAAUUCAAGAAAAAUUGCAAUUCCCAGAUCCUGCUUUUGCAUCUCUAUUAUCGCUAUAUUCUGGUUUAGAAAGUCUUGGUUUAAUGUAUAAAAAGACUGGAGAUUAUGACAAAGCUAAAGAACUUUAUGUUAAAUCUCUAAAAAUUGAAGAAAAGUUAUUUGGGUCAGAAAAUGUUCGUGUUGCUACUGUUUUAGUAGAUCUUCGUGACGUGUGUUAUAAGACUGCAGAUUAUGACCAAGCAAAAGAGUUUAGUGAAAACGCUCUAAGAAUUCGAGAAAAGUUGUUAGGUCCGGAUCAUGUCGAUGUUGCUAAGACUUUAUUAGGUCUUGGCAAUCUUGGUGAGGUGAAUUAUCACACUGGAGAAUAUGAUAAAGCCCAAGAGUUAUAUGAACAAGCUCUACAAAUUCAUAACAAAUUGCCAAGCCCAGAUCAUGUUUUGGUUACUUCGACUUUAAACAGUCUUGGAGAUUAUGAGAAAGCCAAAGAAUUUUAUGAAAGAACUCUGAAAAUUCAAGAAAAAUUGCUUAGUACGGAUCAUGUUGAUGUUGCUAAUACUUUGAUAAAUCUCGGUGUGGUGUAUCAUCUUACUAGGGAAUAUGACCGAGCGAAAGAGUCUGAUCAAAAAGUUUUAAAAAUUCAAGAAAAAUUGCCAGGUAUAGUUUAUGUCGAUUUCGCAACGAUUUUGAAAAAUCUUGAUUUGGUUUAUGAUCAUGUUGAAGAAUAUGAAAAAGCUAAAGACUUUUUAGAAAAAAAAAUGGGUAUUCGAAAAGAAAUGAUAGGUCAAAAUCCUGUUGAUGUGGCUGCAACUUUAAAUAAUCUUGGUAAAAUGUUUAAAAAAAAGGAAGAGUAUGACAAAGCUAAAGCGUCUUUUGAGAAGACUAUGGAAAUUCAAAAAAAAUCACAGGGUCUUGAUGAUGUUGAUGCAGCAAUAACUUUAAACAACCUUGGUUUUACGUUUCAAAAAACUGGAGAGACUUACAAAGCUAAAGACUUUUAUGAGAAGGCUUUAAAAAUUCAAAAAAAUUUUCUAGGUCCAUGUCAUAUCGAUGUUGCUAUGACAAUGCAUAAUCUUGGUGUGAUGUAUCAUGAAACCAAAGAAUAUGACAAAGCUAAAAAGUGGUAUGAAAACUCCUUACAAAUUCGAAAAAAAGUGCUGGGCUUAGACCAUUUAGAUGUCGCUUUGACUUUACACGAUCUUGGUGUGGUGUAUCAUGAAACUAGAGAAUAUGACAAAGCUAAAGAUUUUCACGACAAUUAUUUGAAAGUUAAGAAAAAAGUAUUCAGUCCUGAUCAGGUUGAUCUUGCUGAAACUCAAGCUAAUUUAGAUCCGCCCCUGAUGACUGAUAAUGCUGCUGAUGCUAAACCACAGCCAAAGUCACUUCCAGCUUUAAGUGCUAUUGGUGUUGAUGCUGAGCCACUUUCAACUUCACAUGGUUUAGAUAAGAUAACACAAGAGAAGCCACGGAUUAAUCAAUUUCUGUUGGAAUUAAUGGGAGAAGUUACAAAUAAAUGGAGAGAUUUGGCAAUCUUUCUAAACAUUAAAUUUGCAAAAAUAAAUGAAAUUAAAUCAAACGAGGAUGACGUGGUCUGGAGAGGAUUUACUAUGCUAAAGUAUUGGUUUCAAUCUCGAAAUAAUCAACAAGAGUGGUUUAAAGAGGUAGCUGCUGCUUUAGGCCGUAUGGAGAACAGUGCAUUGCAACAAAAUGUUUUAUCAAAAGGUCCAAAUGUCGAAUUGGGAUGA
Messenger RNA from Xenia sp. Carnegie-2017, 4152 nucleotides. Its product is annotated as tetratricopeptide repeat protein 28-like. The transcript is spliced from 12 exons. Lineage: Eukaryota; Metazoa; Cnidaria; Anthozoa; Malacalcyonacea; Xeniidae. Gene Ontology annotation, molecular function: protein binding. The record is from RefSeq and is a predicted model, not a curated record. Gene Ontology annotation, biological process: signal transduction. The coding region runs from base 1 to 4152 and encodes 1383 amino acids.